This is a messenger RNA of Eucalyptus grandis, 1574 nucleotides long. Its product is annotated as mitochondrial metalloendopeptidase OMA1. The record is from RefSeq and is a predicted model, not a curated record. Bases 117 to 1310 code for a protein of 397 amino acids. Gene Ontology annotation, molecular function: metalloendopeptidase activity. The transcript has 4 exons. NCBI's taxonomy places the organism in Eukaryota, Viridiplantae, Streptophyta, Magnoliopsida, Myrtales, Myrtaceae. Gene Ontology annotation, cellular component: membrane.
UCCCUCCCUCCGUCUUCAGUCGCAGCUCGCAACUGACCUCCGCAGUCUCCGCCGAAUCAACGAUGGAUUCGACACAUUGAUGAUGAUUUGAGAUAAGCCGGUUGGCUCGGAGAUGAAUGGCGUUCUUCAACAAGGGAGCCAAGUCCGCCGCCCUCCACGCCUUUCGCAAUUUCACAUCGAAACGCGCUCUCGGAGCCGCUCCGCGUCCUCCGGUUCUCCGCCGAUUCAGCCGUUGCGGCGCGAUCAGCGGGAACCAGCCCGGUCCCUUUCCGGACGGCGCCAAGCGAUUCCACUCCGCGGAUCGAUCCCAGGCGGCGCCGCAGCAGCAUUUCAAGCCGCCGCGAGGGUCGAGCCGGUGGUUUCGGAAACCUGGGAAAGUGCUGACCUUGCUGGUCCCUGGGGCUUUCGCCGUACUGUACCUGGCGUUCUUGGAGGACGUGCCGUACACGAAGCGGAGGCGUCUCGUGCUCUGGACCAGAGACGUCGAGGGGAGCUGCGGGGAGAAGCUUUUCGACCGGACUAAGGCUUCCUACGAGGGCAAGAUAUUGCCGCCGACGCACCCGAAGAGCGUCAGGGCCAGAUUGAUCGCCCAAGAUAUCAUCGAGGCGCUGCAGAGAGGUGUGAGGAAUGAACAGGGUUGGCAUGAUAUACAUAAUGCCUCGCCGGACACUUUUGAGGGCAGUGAGAGUUCGAAGCCCACGACGUCACAUCUGGAGGGCUAUAAUUUUGAGAUCUUGGUGGUGAAUGAGCCCGUUGUUAAUGCGAGCGCCUUCUUAGGUGGGAAGAUUGUUGUGUUCACAGGACUAAUGGAACAUUUCAGGAAAGAUGCAGAGAUAGCAACAAUAAUUGCACACGAGAUGGCGCAUGUGGUGGCUAGACACGACGCUGAGAAGGCUACAAAAACUGUUGGGCUUAAGAUCAUAGAGCGGAUACUUCGUAUGUUCGCCAAGCCUGACCGUGUCGAUACACUGUCAUCUCAUUAUCUAUGGCUUCCAUUGUGUAGGAGGUUGGAAAUCGAAGCAGAUUAUAUUGGUUUGCUGCUAAUGGCUUCUGCUGGGUACGAUCCUCGUGUGGCGCCUAGAGUAUAUGAGGAGUUGGACAAGGCGAAUGGUUACGCAGCGGGGGGCGAUCUUUCUCCUCAUCCAUCCGGAAAAAAGAGAGCGCAGUUGCUGGCUCAGGCGCCUGUCUUGGAAGAAGCUCUCACUUUGUAUAGGAAUAGUAUCCCAAGCAACGGACACGCAUACAAGCAAAAAUUGCAACUUGCUGAUAAGUCUCAAGAUCUUUUAUUAGCCUCUUCCCCAAGGAAAUGACAUGGCUGUUUUGCUUCCUCCGUUUUUAAAUUUUUUUUUUUUUUGACAUCGAUUUACUAGGUUUGGACACUCAACUUAUUGAUUCGACCAUCCAUGUGAUGUGACGCGCCGAAAGAAACCAUUAUUUUUUACAUUUCUCUUUCCUUCUUUGUCUCAUUGCUUUUUCCUUUUCAUUUUUCCAAAGUGGUCUUCAUUUUUUUCUUUUUAUGUCCAUUGCCAAUGUAAAAUAUGAUGACAUGCGGAAAAAUUUAGUUACAAAGGUAA